AUGUCUUCCCUACCGUCUAAUGUUCACGUAGCUCAACACCCCUGCCUACGGGCCAAGGUCUCACAACUGCGAUCGCAACAGACCAGCGCUCGUGAUGCUAAGCGUUUGAUCAAUGACAUUGCGACCAUGCUGGGAUACGAAGCUCUUGGUUCUGCUCUGAAGUCUACACAGCAAGGCACAGACCAAUCACCGUUAGGCUACGACUUUCCAAUUGACUCCAUCUCGCCGUCCCACGUCUCGCUCGUGCCUAUCCUGCGAUCUGGUCUAUCAAUGGUCGACGCUCUACUCUCCGUCCUACCAGACCCAGUCCCAGUUUUCCACCUAGGCAUGUACCGCGAAAAGACCACACUCCAACCCGUCGAAUACUACAACAACCUGCCAUACCACUCCGCCACAAACACCUCAAAACAAACCACACCUUCAGAUCUAGCCAUCCUGCUUGACCCCAUCAUUGCUACUGGCGCUACAGCGAGUGCUGCCAUCGACACGCUAAAAGAUUGGGGUGUCAAACGUAUAGUCGUCUGUAGUGUGCUGGCCAGUCACGAGGGUUUGGAGAAGGUCAGUCGUGUCUGGGAAGAAGGCGUACAGAUCUGGGUUGGUGCUGUAGAUCCGGGCACAGAUACAAGAGGCAUGAUCAAACCUGGUCUUGGAGAUGUUGGCGAUAGACUUUUCCUCACGAUUGGCAAAUGA
Molecule: messenger RNA, 690 nt
Organism: Aureobasidium melanogenum CBS 110374
Lineage: Eukaryota; Fungi; Ascomycota; Dothideomycetes; Dothideales; Saccotheciaceae
Product: uracil phosphoribosyltransferas-like protein
Exons: 3
Coding region: 1-690 (229 amino acids)
Source: RefSeq, a predicted model, not a curated record